AUGGGCGCAAGCAUGGAGUCUAAACCCUCCGUCUCUGUCAACAAAGGCGCUGGGUAUCGCGAUGCUGGACAUGAGCAGGUUACCUCUAUUCUGCCUGAUGGUGAUGUGCCAUUUACGGAUCAUGAUAUGGAUGCGGAUGAGAGAGUCAUUACGGCACUUGGUUAUAAGCAGGAGUUCAAGCGCGAGUUCUCGCUGUGGACGACUUUCUGUGUUAGUUUUGCUGUUCUGGGACUGUUGCCUUCUUUUGCGAGUACCCUUUAUUAUGGUAUGGGAUAUGCCGGAACAGCAGGUAUGGUCUGGGGUUGGAUAAUCGCCAUGAUCUUCAUCCAAUGCAUUGCAAUGUCGAUGGCGGAGCUUUGCUCAGCUAUGCCUACAAGCGGCGGCCUCUACUACGCAGCAGCAGUCCUUGCACCACCAGGCUACGGCCCCUUUGCAGCCUGGAUAACAGGCUGGUCAAACUGGAUCGGCCAAAUAACAGCAGCCCCAUCGGUGAACUACUCGCUAAGCGCAAUGAUCCUAGCAGCAGUCUCAAUUCACAACCCAUCCUACACCCCAACAACCUGGCAAACCUUCCUCCUAACAACGCUCAUAAUGAUAGUCCACGCGGGAAUAAGCAGCAUGCCAACAAAACGCGUCGCGCAAUUCAACUCCUGGGGCUCAACCUUCAAUUUCCUAGCCCUAAUAGCCGUCCUCAUCCUCAUCCCAGCAAACACCAAAAACGUCCCCAAAUUCACCCCCUCCCACGAAGUCUGGUCGCACAUCACCAACCUAACAGAUUUCCCCGACGGCGUCGCAGUGCUAAUGACCUUCGUCGGUGUCAUCUGGACAAUGUCCGGCUACGACUCGCCCUUCCACCUGAGCGAGGAAUGCUCGAACGCGAAUAUCGCUUCGCCGCGCGCGAUUGUGCUGACGUCCGGCGUGGGCGGGCUGUUGGGCUGGUUCCUGCAGCUCGUCGUUGCGUACACGGUUCUGGAUGUCGAGGCCGUUAUCGAUUCCGAUCUUGGUCAGCCGUGGGCGUCGUACCUGCUGCAAGUUAUGCCGGCCAACACGGCUAUGGCUAUUCUGGCUUUGACCAUUGUUUGUGGAUUCAGUAUGGGGCAGGGGUGUAUGGUUGCUGCAUCGAGGGUUACAUAUGCCUAUGCUCGUGACGAUUGUUUUCCUUUUUCGAGGUAUUGGAAGGUUGUUAAUGGGUAUACGCAGACGCCUGUAAAUGCGGUCAUUUUGAAUGCUGUGUUGGGGAUUUUGAUGUGUCUGCUCAUUCUGGCCGGGGAGGUUGCUAUUGGGGCUUUGUUUUCUAUUGGGGCUAUUGCGCAAUUCUUUGCUUUUGCUGUGCCGAUUUGUAUUCGGGUUUUCUUCGUGGGCAAUCGGUUUAGGAGGGGGCCAUGGCAUUUGGGUCCGUUUGGGCCUUGGGUUGGUGGUAUUGGUGUUUCUUUUGUUUUGCUUAUGGUGCCGAUAUUGUGUUUGCCUAGUGUUACCGGCAGUGAUUUGACCCCGGAUCUGAUGAAUUGGACUUGUCUUGUGUGGGGGGCGCCUAUGUUGGCUGUUUCGGUCUGGUGGGUUGUUGAUGCAAGGAAGUGGUUUACUGGGCCGGUUGUUAAUGUUGAGCAUGCUAUUCAUGCGAUUGAGCAGGAGCCUGUUGUUAGUGAGGGGAUUGAGCCUGUUUCUCUGGAGACGGAGACUAGUGGUCUCCCGCGCAAGUCGGAUGAUCCUGAUAAUCCUCUGUGA
Molecule: messenger RNA, 1725 nt
Organism: Penicillium antarcticum
Lineage: Eukaryota; Fungi; Ascomycota; Eurotiomycetes; Eurotiales; Aspergillaceae
Product: amino acid permease
Exons: 3
Coding region: 1-1725 (574 amino acids)
Biological process (GO): transmembrane transport
Cellular component (GO): membrane
Molecular function (GO): transmembrane transporter activity
Source: RefSeq, a predicted model, not a curated record